Molecule: messenger RNA, 1368 nt
Organism: Zophobas morio
Lineage: Eukaryota; Metazoa; Arthropoda; Insecta; Coleoptera; Tenebrionidae
Product: trifunctional enzyme subunit beta, mitochondrial-like
Exons: 13
Coding region: 165-1343 (392 amino acids)
Biological process (GO): fatty acid beta-oxidation
Cellular component (GO): mitochondrion
Molecular function (GO): acetyl-CoA C-acetyltransferase activity
Source: RefSeq, a predicted model, not a curated record
AGCGAAGUAAUAAAAAUCGACAACUUAUCUCAAGUUCUUCAAAUAAGAAAAGUUUUUUCUUUAAAAGACUUGGCCGUCAAGUUGUAGUAGUUGAGGGUGUACGAACUCCUUUUCAAAUUUCUAGAACUGGUUAUAAGAAUUUGCAAGCCCAUGAUUUGGCGCGAAUGGCCAUUUCAAGCCUUCUUAAAAAAACUCAAGUAGACAAGGAUCUUCUUUCACAAGUUAUUAUAGGAACGACAAUUCAAGAGAUUAAUGCAAGCAAUGUAGCUCGCGAGGCGGCCUUGAGGGCCAACCUACCUGAAACCGUGCAUGCUCACACAGUUACUUCUGCUUGCAUCUCGUCUCUUUCGGCCAUUGACGCUGCUGUAAAUGCAAUAGCGCUCGGAAAAGCUGAUGCCAUCAUAGCGGGCGGUUGUGAAACGUUUUCUGAUGUCCCUAUUAGACUUAGCCGUUCGUUAAGAGCAAAGUUGAUAGAGUUAUGCAAAAUGAAAGGAGUUGUUAAUUGGUUAUCCUGGCUCUGCUCUCUUGAAUCGACCGAUUUCAAGUUGGAUAUACCCGCAGUUAAAGAAUUUUCUACAGGAGAGCUUCUAGGUGAAUCGGCUGAACGUCUCUGCAUUGCUUUCAACAUUACUCGUCAAGAAUCAGAUGCCUACGCGCUCCGUUCUCACAAACUUGCUCUGGAUGCCAGUGCCUCUGGAAAGCUGCUGGACCGGACCCCCGUGCGUGUGCCGGGCGCCGUCAACUUUGUUUCUGAGGACAACGGAAUACGAGUGAGCAACCCUGAAAAGCUCGCUGCUCAUAAACCCUGCUUCCUUCGACCCCACGGCUCCGUAACUCCGGGAAACUCCUCCUUCUUCACUGAUGGUGCCGCUGCCGCCUUACUUAUGGCGGAAGAAACAGCUUUGACACUCGGCUAUAAGCCGAAGGCGUACAUACGAGAACUGGUAUUUGUUUCACAGGACCCCGUCGAUCAACUCUUGCUUGGACCUGCUUAUGCCAUUCCUAAAGCCCUCUCAUUGGCGGGGCUCGAACUUUCUGACAUUGAUGUUAUUGAACUGCAUGAAGCCUUUGCCGGGCAAGUUCUCGCCUGCUUGCGGGCUUUGGAUAGCGAAAUUUUCUGCCAACGUCACCUCCGGCGAAACCGACUAGGAGAAAUUCCCAUGGAAAAACUUAAUUUGCUAGGCGGAUCGUUGUCUAUAGGGCACCCCUUUGGCGCAACGGGUGUCCGUUUGCUGACUACUGUUGCUAAUAGACUGCUCACCGAAGACGGGAGACUUGGGCUUCUCUCCGUCUGCGCUGCAGGCGGGCAGGGUUGCUGCGCUAUCCUCGAACGCUCCUCAUAAACGGGACUGCUCAUCUUUACGUUAU